AUGUCUGUGCAAGACGACGUGUCAAACAAUCUAGUCGCUCCCCAUACACUUGUUGUCGAUCCACCUACGAACCAUCAAUUCCAGGAGAAAACUGUCAGCAAAAUGUCAGCAGUGAGACCCAUACACAAUGCUGUCCGCUCAGUGACCUCUUCUGCUGCAGCUUCUGCGUCAGCACGCCCGCUAUCGGGUAUUUUUGGAAUCAACAAGCCUAGCGGCCCGACGUCCAUGUCGCUGCUCGACGAUCUCAAGCCCCUUUUCGCAACCUCGCCACUCUUUGCAGAUGCUGAUGGUAAUCGAGUCAACGAUAAGAGUCGAAAGCGUGGCAAGUUUGGCGCCAAAGGGAAAGCAAAAUGGGCCGGUGGUGUAGCCGGCGCUCCUAAGAUCGGCCAAGGCGGGACGCUCGACCCUCUUGCUGACGGUGUUUUGGUGAUUGGUGUGGGCAACGGAACCAAACACCUACAAAAGUACCUUGACUGUACCAAAGAGUAUCGAAGCACUGGUCUGCUUGGGUCUGCAACCACCUCGUACGACUCUUGCGAUCCCAUUCUCACAAGGAAGCCGUUCGAUCAUGUUACACCGCAGAUGAUUGCGCAUCUCUUGCCCAGAUUCACGGGUGCAGUUUUGCAGAUCCCGCCGCUGUACUCGGCGGUACGGAUGGAUGGCAAGAGGCUGUUCGAGUAUGCCAGAGAGAACCUGCCGUUGCCUCGGCCUAUUGAAGCGCGAAGAGUUACCAUCCACGAGUUGCGGUUGGUCGACUGGCUAGAGCCUGGCAAGCACGCAUUCAAAGAGCCGCAACGCGAGGUACCACCAGAGGACAAGGCAUUGGUAGGCAGGGUGCUCCAUAUGGCAGGCCGCAAAGAAGGCCAGACUGAUACCGUUAAGGAGGUCGACGCAACUGCGCCUCAAGAGCCAGAAGAGAGUGCGUCGACCAUCACGACCUCGUGGCAGAAAUCACCAACGACUGCAGAUGCCAAUUCAUCAGCCACGGAAAACAGCGAGUCACAAGCCGACCCGGCGGGACCACCUGCAUUUGUACUCGAGAUGACCGUAUCUUCGGGCACAUACGUGCGAUCCAUCGUGCACGACCUUGCGCUCGCUGCUGGAUCUGCCGCCCACGUCCAGACUCUCACCCGCACACGUCAAGGUGAAUGGUCCAUCAACACGCCAUCCUCUGACGACAAGCCAAGCAUCAACGGCAAUUGCAUCGAUUGGAGCGUGUUCGCAGACGCCAUUGCCGAAAUGAAGCGAGAAGCGACCGAUGCACAAUUCAAAUCGGCACGUGAUGCGGAAGGAUUGCGCGCGUGGGAGCGCCAGCUUCUCAAGGUCAUUGUUCCCGUUUAG
Mycosarcoma maydis (corn smut) is the source of this 1341-nucleotide messenger RNA. Its product is annotated as pseudouridine synthase PUS4. The transcript has a single exon. The record is from RefSeq and is a predicted model, not a curated record. Gene Ontology annotation, biological process: mRNA pseudouridine synthesis; tRNA modification. Bases 1 to 1341 code for a protein of 446 amino acids. Lineage: Eukaryota; Fungi; Basidiomycota; Ustilaginomycetes; Ustilaginales. Gene Ontology annotation, cellular component: mitochondrion. Gene Ontology annotation, molecular function: RNA binding; pseudouridine synthase activity.